Molecule: messenger RNA, 1635 nt
Organism: Knipowitschia caucasica
Lineage: Eukaryota; Metazoa; Chordata; Actinopteri; Gobiiformes; Gobiidae
Source: the annotation of a GenBank genome assembly
AUGGAGAACCCCAACGACGUCAAGGAGCUCAUCCCAGAAUUCUUCUAUUUCCCAGAAUUCCUUGAAAAUCAAAAUGGCUUUGAUCUGGGACGACUGCAGAUUUCUAAAGAACGGGUGGAUGAUGUCAUCCUGCCCCGCUGGGCCUCCUCCCCCGAGGACUUCAUCUACAAGCACCGCAAGGCUCUGGAGUCGGAGCACGUCUCUGCUCAUCUGCACCUGUGGAUAGAUCUGAUCUUUGGAUUCAAGCAGCGAGGACCUGCAGCUGUGGAGGCUCUCAACGUCUUCUACUACUGCACCUACGAAGGAGCAGUGGACCUCGACGCCAUCACAGAUGAAAAAGAGAGAAAAGCUGUAGAAGGAAUGAUCAGCAACUUUGGACAGACGCCGUGUCAGCUGCUCAAGGAGCCACAUCCUGUCAGACUGACUCUGGAGGAGGUGGAGAAGAGAAAGGGUCUGGACUCGAGUCCCUUAAACCUUUUUCAACACAUCUCUGACAUCAAGUCUUUCUUUGUGGAGGGCAUCAGUGACCAUGUGCCUCUGGUCAAAGCUGUGGUUCCUAAAAACCAGUCUCACUCUUUCAUCACACAAGGAAGUCCUGACACUCUGGUGGUCCUGAACCAGAGCUGUGUGUUUGCGACUCAUGGAUGGCUUCCUUACAACAAGAACAUCUCCAACUAUUUCACCUUCAUCAAGGAUCCCACCGUCUCCAGCUCUAAGACCCAGCGCCUCCUCCCUGGUCCCUUUGCUCCUGGUUUGGAGGUGUGCCCAAACUUGUUUGUAGUUUCUCACGAUGGUAAAGUGUUGUUCAGUGGAGGACACUGGGACAACAGCCUCAGAGUCACGUCUGUGCUGAGAGGGAGGAGCGUGGCACACAUCCGCCACAUGGACAUCGUCACGUGUCUCUCCACAGAUCUGUGUGGGAUCCACCUGAUGUCAGGCUCCAGGGACACCACCUGUAUGGUGUGGCAGGUGCUGCAGCAGGGGGGGGCUGUGGUCGGCCUCCAUCCCAAACCGCUGCAGGUUCUGUGCGGUCACACAGAUGAAGUGGUGAGUGUUAGCAUCAGCACCGAACUGGACGUAGCAGCGUCUGGAUCCAGGGAUGGGACUGUAAUAAUGCACUCGGUCCGUAGGGGGCAGUACCUGCGCUGUCUGCGUCCGCCCUGUGACAGUUCCCUGCCUCUGUCCGUCCUGCACCUGUGUGUGUCCUGGGACGGACACCUGCUCCUACACACCUGUGUGGAGGGCAAGGCUACUCUGAAGGAUAAGAAUGCUCUACACCUGUUCUCUGUGAAUGGGAAGCUGCUUCGCUCUGAGUCUCUGAAAGAACAAGUCUCUGACAUGUGUGUGAGCGGAGAAUAUGUGAUCAUAGGUACAGAGCAGGGGAAUCUCUGUAUCUACGACCUGUACAGCCUCUGUCUAAGCGUGGCGCCCAUGGCGAUGCGUGUGCCAGUGCGGUGUGUGUCCGUGACUAAAGAGCAGAGCCAUGUCCUGGUGGGUCUUCAUGACGGGAAACUGAUCAUUGUCGGAGUCGGACGUCCUGCGGAGAUUACCAGAAAACGUUGGGGUCCCAGUAAGAAAAUAUCCCAAAUCUCAUCUGAAGAAAAGAUUUACACGACUGAGAAUGACCAGACCUGA